UAAUGUUUUCGCGCCGACCUCACUCUGUCUCUUAACCUAACGUCUCCUGCCCUGCCCUGCCCGGCCCUUGUCCUUACACUUGCAGCUCUGUCUUCUCUCUCUGAUUACUGGCGUCGGAGCUGGAAUUCGAGCCUACAGUAAUGGGGGCGCCAAAUGCUGCUGGAGAUUGGUCGUCGGAGAUGGAGGUCGAUGCUUUCAGACGCCUCUUCCCUCUUUGCUACUUUGAGCGGCAUCUCUCCGAAUCUAUACGCCCCGAUGCCAGACCCCUCAAAAGAGCCAGAGAUACAAUUGUGUCCCUCGGGGCUGUUGCAUCCUCUGAUGGGUCUGCGCUGGCAAAGAUCGGUUCCACUACAAUGUUGGCUGCUAUAAAAAUGGAAGUCAUGACUCCUUCUGUUGAUUCGCCUGAUGAAGGCAGUAUAGCGGUUGAGUUUCAUAUGCCCCCUAUAUGCUCUCCAGUUGUGAGGCCAGGUAGGCCUGCUGAAGUAGCACCUGUGAUAUCGAAGCAACUUUUUGACUCUUUAUUAAGCUCUGGGAUGAUUGAUUUAAAGGAGCUAUCCCUGGUCAAAGGAAAAGCAGCUUGGAUGGCUUACCUGGAUAUAUAUUGUCUUGAUGCUGAUGGAGCUCUUUUUGAUGCUGCAUUGCUUUCAGCAGUUGCUGCAUUUUCUCAUUUGCGUAUCCCGGUGGUUUCUUUGAAUGAUGAAGGGAGAGUGGUGGUGGUCUCUAAGGAACUUGAGGGUGAAAAGUUGGUUAAAGAACCUGUCAAUGAAGAGAGGAGAAAACUCUCGUUGAACAGCAUUCCAUUUUCCCUGACAUGCAUUCUUCACAAGAACUACAUCUUGGCGGACCCUACUUUCGAAGAAGAGUCCAUAAUGGAAACGUUCAUAACUGUGGUUUUGAAUUCAUCUGGUCAACUUGUCUCUCUCUAUAAGCCAGGUGGACCGGUUCUUGCACAUACAUCGGCUAUUCAGGAAUGCAUUGCAUUGACAAAGCAUAGAAUGAAGGAACUUCAGGAGAUUAUAGAUGAAGCCAUUUCCAUAAUGGAGGUUGACUAGAAUUUGUAUAUGUGAUUGUGACUUUUUCUGAUCAUUGCUGCCUUUGAUGGCAUUCAAUCAUUUUCUGUUUAUUACUGGGGUUGUUAAUUAAAGAGGGAAGGUCAUGUGAA
Rhodamnia argentea is the source of this 1162-nucleotide messenger RNA. RefSeq names its product exosome complex component RRP43. Lineage: Eukaryota; Viridiplantae; Streptophyta; Magnoliopsida; Myrtales; Myrtaceae. Bases 141 to 1052 code for a protein of 303 amino acids. The record is from RefSeq and is a predicted model, not a curated record. Gene Ontology annotation, biological process: U4 snRNA 3'-end processing; U1 snRNA 3'-end processing; nuclear polyadenylation-dependent mRNA catabolic process. Gene Ontology annotation, cellular component: cytoplasmic exosome (RNase complex); nuclear exosome (RNase complex). The transcript is spliced from 9 exons.